GCUUUCACUUUUACCCCGUUUCUCCCCUUCGAUAUUCCUAGAAUCUCAGUCUUAACGUAAAGGAACAGAUUUUUAUCGCAAACGUGUACGUUUACGUGGUUAUGGGCCAGACUGCCCGGUUCUCCCCCUUUCUCGGGGGGGUUUCUUGGUUUCCAUUGGCAACCGGUCCCGUGUUCACGAGAACAACGUCUCCCGUGGACUAACCGCGCCGACUUGACAACACGAGUGGCGAGUGGGGAGGAUUUCACUAAGACAUGAACGAUAUCGCGAGAGAGAAUCAGAGACGGCUUGCUGAUCAUGACUGCUUUGGUUCGACCUGUGGUGAAUGUUUCAGAGCUAUGUUCGGACGGAGACAAGUUCCUUGAGGCUGGCGAGGUGGAGAGGGCCACCUCCCUCUACAUGUCCGCCUUCAGGACUCACGCCACCUCCGCUGUGUCCCACAUGAGAAAACUGGAGAAGUCCAGGCUAGGCUGGGUGAUCUCUACUCUGGAAAGCUGGCUUGACAGUCAUGGGGAGAACCAGUCUGCUGAGGGCCUUAACAAAGGUCUCGCGGCGGUGUUCCUGUCCACGCUCAGCCCCAACAAUCUGUCUGCGACCAUUUUCAAGAUGGAGUCACUUCUUCAGAGUGGAGGGCAAAGCUGUGAGGAGAUCUUCUCACGCUGCACCGCUCUGCUGGAGGGGAAACGAAACCCUCGUCCAGAAGGUUCGACUCGUGUUUUGCUGGAAAUCACUCGGGCCCUGGCUUGUUUGCUCUCAGAGCAGCACAGAUGCAAGGGACUGAAACUUUACCUCAAAGCUUACCAGAGUAGCAAAUGUGAAACUAUCACACUGGUGAAGAGCCGACAAGCUUUGCACAUGCCCAAAAUAGUGAAGGCCUUUACAGACAAAAUAACACACAAGCUUCCCUCUCUGCCAUUUGACAUCAAAUGGGCACCGUCAAAAGAGAAUGAUGAGCUAGAUGUAGAGGUUUCUACAACUAUUGAGUUUUUGUUGGCUAUCUCACCAGUUAAUAGAGAGGUACAGGAGCUUCAAGCAGCGUAUUUGCUCAUGACAGGCAGGUUCGGGGACAGCGCAGAAGUGUACUCUGCGCUCUUGUCAGAUAGCACCACGGACAAAUUACUCCAAGGCACCCCUGAGAGGACGGCCAGACUCUUAACGAGUCGAGCGGCGGCCUGCUUCUCGGCGGGUGGAAGGACAGCAGAGGAGUGCAGAGAUCUGGGAGAGGCAUUUGAGGUCCAUCCCGCCACUGCAAGGAUUUACUUCCAAAAGCUCUUCACGGGUCACGGUAAUGGAGCGGCCGCUCGUAACCACCUCCGCCAGCAGGCGGAGAGAGGCUUGUCCGCUUACAGAGAGAAGGUCCUUGUCCGUGCAGACCUGCGAUCCACUGAAGGAGUUGAACUUCUGGACCCUGUGAUCACUCAGUUGCGGACUCUGUGCCAUUUGGAGCCUGACGGGGGAGGCAGAGAGUUGCGGGUCCGACUGGCUGACUGCCUCCUCCUCAGAGGGGAGCACAAAGAGGCUCUCUCUAUCUGCAGCCAGCUAGUCGCUGCUCAAGGCCAGCAGAGCUAUCAAAACACAGUCCAGGUCCUUCGUGGAUAUGCAAGACUCCUCUCCGAUGACCACAAGGGGGCGUUAGAAGACUUCCAAGCUGUCAUUGAACACGACACCCCCCACCCGUCCAGCUGUGUGCGGGCGCUUUGCGGCAGGGGGCUCCUGCGCAUGAUGGGUGGUUUAAACUAUCUCACAGCUCUGGACUAUGUGACAGCGAGCAGGUUGCAUCCUCAGGAGACAGCGCUGACUGUUCGCUGCUUGGUGCCAUGGAACUACAGAGGGCUCCUGUUUACUGUCCUGCUGGAACAGGGGCGCGUCAUGCUGGAGGGGACUGGAGAACAUGAAUCCAAGGCUGGCACUGGUGAAGACUCUCAACAGCCCCAGCGGGAGACCCAGCUACAGGCCCCGUCCAAGAGAGAUAACCACAGAUCAGGGACUCCCGCUGGUGUCCAGUCCCUGGCUGCGUUGCUGAUGGAGCUCCAGCCCAGUGCUGAUGGGCCUCAGACGCUGGCAGCAGACGCCUUGUACCAGCUCGGCCGGGUGGAGGAGGCCUACCGCUUACUGCUCUCCAUCGGGCCCACAAAUCCCCGGGCUCCUGUCCUGGCCCGCCUUGCUCUCCUGCAGCUGCACAGAGGCUUUUUAUAUGACACCAAUCAGCUGCUCAAAAAGCUCCUUCUGUGUGGAGACACCAGCUGCUUGCGCCCCCUGUUGGCAGUGGCACAACACAAGGACCGAGCAUUGCUACAGAGACACUGCCACUCAGCUGCAAAACGCAUCCUGGACGUCACGAAGGACGAGGGCGCCGUCAGGGAGGCUGUGGCCUACCUCUCCAUUGCUAUCAUGGCCUCUGCUGGCGAGGCAGCUGACUCCUUGCUGGAGAGAGCGAGGUGCUAUGCCCUGCUGGGCCAACGAAAGACAGCCAUAUUUGAUUUCAGCGCCAUCCUGAAGGAGCAGCCGAAGCACGUGCAGGCCCUCUGUGGAAGAGGCUUCGUGUAUCUCACGCUGAAUCAACAGAAGAAAUGCACUCAUGAUAUACUCGCAGCACUUCAGAUAAACACAGACAUAGUCAUCAAAGACAUCCUGUCACUCAAGGACAAGGCCCAGAAGCUGGUCUGUGACUGGCUGCAUCAGUUCUGUCGUACCAGCCUGUCAGACUCUGUGGUCGCCAGUGCUGUUCCCUGCCACGAGGAGCAGCUCAGAGAGGCUUUUAUAAUUGGUGGAGCUCUGAUCAGGACCGACUGUAGAGACCCCAGAUGGCAUCUUCUCUAUGUGGACAUACUCUUGGCUAAAGGCGACGUUAAGGCAGCGGGCGCUCAUCUGUGCCAGAUAUUUGGCCAGGAGCCAAGGGAUGCAGCGGCCCAGGCUAGGGUGGGUGUGGUGGAGGCCUGGCAGCAGAACUACCGCAGCGCAGCUCACAGGCUCAGCAAAGUGGCCGAGAAAGAUUCCUCCGGUCUGGACUUCUUGCUGGCCCUGAUCCCAUUUAAUCAGAGAAAAUGCAUGGCUCAGGCAGCAGCACAGGAGGCCAGCAGUGUGUCGUCAGCUGGUCAGUGGGACCAGGCGCUCAAUCUCCUGACUGUGGCAGUACAAGCUGUGGGCAAUCACAGGCUGCAGUACCUGCGCCAGCGGGCAGCCUGUCUGGGGCAGCUCGGCUUGCACGAGCGGGCCGUAGCUGACCUGGACAGAGUGAUCCAGAAACACGGCAGACCCGAAUCUAGCUGCUGCGACGACCCUCGCGUCCGGGCGGAGGAUCUGUGUCGGCGAGGUCGCAGCCUGGUGCUGUGUUCCAGGGAGGGAGCGGCCCUGGAGGACUUCGCCCAGGCCCUGGAGCUCCACAGGGAGCACGCCAUUCAGUGCGCGGAGGCCGGACUUGGGAGGCUGCGCCUAGGUGAGUGCUUCCUGCGGGGGGCGCUGCAGCAGUACGGGGAGCAGCAGCUGAGCAAAGCCUGGACGCUGAUUGAAUGCGGCCUCCUCGUGGACAGUGAGAACACGGAGCUGCGCAGGCUGAGGGCGAGGGUCAAACGAGAAGUGGCCAGCCCUUGUAACGUCAACUAGCAUUAAUGUUUACAGAAUCAACCUGGACUCAGGAUUUCAAGCUGAGCUUAUGAAGUGUAACCAUGUCUGUGCCUUUACCAGAGGAACCAUCUAACUUUUAUUUCAUGUUUCAUAGGACAGUUCAUAUCAUGUCUUCCAGGUUCAUUUUACAUCUACAAGACUAACAAUGUUUGUUAGCAUUAAAUAUAUUUAAUAUGAGGGGGGCAGUAGAUAUUUAACACCACAAUCAGAUAUGUUUGCAUAUAUAAUUCAUACAUUUGUGACUCAAACAUCAGCAGAAAUUGAGAAAAAGGCAAUAACAUCAAUUAUUAUUGUGAUAUGAUUACAUGUUAUGCUGUAUGAAAUCUUACUGCAUAUUUAAAUUCAAACCAUCACACCUAGAUAAGAGAUUUCAAAAAGUGUCAAAUGUGCAGGUUUGAUGCUUUUAAAAUAGAGAAAGCAUUUCUUUAAUCAUAUUCAGGGUAUCAAACACAAAUUUAG
Messenger RNA from Mugil cephalus (flathead mullet), 4083 nucleotides. RefSeq names its product tetratricopeptide repeat domain 34 (gene ttc34). Bases 298 to 3603 code for a protein of 1101 amino acids. The record is from RefSeq and is a predicted model, not a curated record. The transcript has 8 exons. NCBI's taxonomy places the organism in Eukaryota, Metazoa, Chordata, Actinopteri, Mugiliformes, Mugilidae. Gene Ontology annotation, molecular function: protein binding.